This is a messenger RNA of Aspergillus nomiae NRRL 13137, 1939 nucleotides long. Its product is annotated as methionine--tRNA ligase MES1. Gene Ontology annotation, molecular function: ATP binding; methionine-tRNA ligase activity. The record is from RefSeq and is a predicted model, not a curated record. The transcript has 3 exons. Gene Ontology annotation, biological process: methionyl-tRNA aminoacylation. The coding region runs from base 104 to 1939 and encodes 611 amino acids. Gene Ontology annotation, cellular component: aminoacyl-tRNA synthetase multienzyme complex; cytosol. NCBI's taxonomy places the organism in Eukaryota, Fungi, Ascomycota, Eurotiomycetes, Eurotiales, Aspergillaceae.
GCACACGAAUUCCUGCCAACCCCAGUCUUCCCCUGACUACCUUGAGGACACCAUAACCCACUCUCACCAUUGAAACGUUGACGUCCUCUGAUCGGCUGGAAACAUGACGGAACAAAAUAAACCCAUCCUCCCCGAAUCCGGGAAGCGCAAUUUUCUCGUCACUAGCGCUCUGCCAUACGUGAACAAUGUUCCUCAUCUGGGCAAUUUGAUAGGUUCGACCCUGUCGGCUGAUGUCUUUGCCAGAUAUGGUCGGGGUCGUGGUGCCAACACCCUUUAUGUCUGCGGUACCGAUGAGUACGGCACGACGUCCGAAGCGAGAGCCAUCCAAGAGAACAUGACCACCAAGGAACUUUGCGACAAAUACUAUGCCCUCCAUGCCGAAGUUUACAAAUGGUUUAACAUCAGCUUUGAUAUUUUCGGCCGCACAACCACCGAGCUUCAGACUAAGAUUACUCAGGAUAUCUUCCUUAAGCUUCACGAUAACGGUUUCUUGUCGGAGCACGUAACAACUCAAUUAUACUGUGAGGAGCACAAGUCGUUCUUGGCAGACCGCUUUAUCCAGGGUGAAUGCCCACACUGCAAGUAUAUCGAUGCUUAUGGUGAUCAAUGCGACCUCUGCGGUCAGCUUUUGGACCCAUUGGAUCUUAUCAAGCCUCGCUGCAAGCUCGAUGGGGCCACCCCCGUGAAGAGGGAUACGAAACAUAUCUUCCUGAAGUUGGACAAGUUACAACCCGAGAUCCAGGCAUUCUUCGACGAGUCUUCGACAAAGGGAGGAUGGUCUCAGAACGGAAAGGAUAUCACCUCAUCCUGGUUGACGAAGGGAUUGCAAGAGCGCAGCAUUACUAGAGAUAUUAAGUGGGGUACUCAGGUGCCUCUGCCAGGCUACGAGGAAAAGGUUAUCUACUCCUGGUUUGACGCUUGCAUUGGUUAUGUGUCCAUUACCGCAAACUACACCGACCAGUGGGAGAAGUGGUGGCGCAACCCGGAGAAUGUCGAGCUUUACCAGUUCAUUGGAAAGGACAACGUUGCCUACCACUCCGUCAUGUUCCCCGGUACUGAAAUCGGUACUCGGGAGAAGUGGCUGAAGGUCCACCACCUCUCUACCACCGAAUACCUGACUUAUGAGGGUGGCAAGUUCUCCAAGUCUCGCGGCAUCGGUGUGUUCGGAGACUCAGCCAAGAAGACUGGCAUCCCUGCGACCGAGUUCAACUGGGACCUCUUCAUCAGCUCCAACAACAACAUUCUCCUCAAGAACCUGGGUAACUUCGUCAGCCGUGUCGUGAAGUUCGUCAACUCUAAGAACUACGACAACAUUGUGCCCGACUACACCACCUAUUCUGACCCUGCCUUUGACGCUUGGAAGGAGGAAAUCAACGAACUUCUCACCCAAUACAUCCAGCAACUCGAUGCCGUCAAGAUCCGCGCUGCCAUUGACACCGUCCUCACCAUCUCCCAGAAGGGUAACCUGUUCCUCCAGUCCAACAGCCUCGAUAACAAGCUCGCCGAGAACGAGCCGGUCAAGUGCGCCGCUGUGAUCGGCCUUGCCCUCAACCUCAUCCACCUCCUGUCUGCCCUCCUCUCCCCCUACAUGCCCGAAACCGCCGCCAGCAUCAACGAGAUCCUCCGUACUGAGGCUAUUCUGAUCCCGGAUCGUUGGAACGCCGACACCGUGAAGCCCAACCACGAGAUUGGCAAGGCCAAGUUCCUGUUCAGCAACAUCAAGCCCGAGAAGGCCAACGAGUGGCGUGACAUGUUCGGUGACGAGGAGGCCAAGAAGGUCAAGGAGGAAGAGGCCAAGAAGAAGGCCGCUAAGAAGGCCGAGAAAUUGGCCAAGAAGGAGAAAAAGAAGGAGCAGAAGGAGAAGGAGGCUGCUGCCGCCACCGCCGACGGAGUGUCCGAGAUCUCUCAGUCCGCAGAGAAAUUGAACAUUCAACAGUAG